AUGUCAGAUAUAUUAACAUCUUACUCAUCAUGUGUAUGUGGUGAUAGAAAUGAAAGUGAUAAUCUAGCAGAAUUUUUAGCAAAGCUUGCUCGAUUUGGGAUCGAUCAAUGUACUGAUUUCGUACAUUUAAUUGUUAAUAAACAACGAUCAUUUCAAAAUUUAUCAAUAAUUGACCAUCAAUCGAAGACCUAUCAAGAUCAACAAAUUGAUUUGAAUGAUCUAUUGUCAGAAAUAAAAAUAUUAGAAAAUGAAUUUUAUAAUAUAUUAUCAAUUCUAUAUCCAUCCGAUGAUAAAAAUAAACAAGUAUUAUUUAGUAAAUUACAAAGUUAUUUAUCAAAUUUUGUUGAAAUUAAUUUACGCUUCAAGUCAUUAGAAAAUUCUACUAAAGAAAUUCAUUCCAAUACGGCAAAUGAUGUGGAACAAUCAAUAAAUGCCGGUGAAUUAUUAAUAAAAAAAUCCAAUCAAAGUUUAUCAACAAUAACUUGUACAUCCAAUAAAUCAUCCAUAGCAUUAUCUUCAUCAUUUUUUUCAAAUGAUGAUAUUGACAAGAAUAUUGAUGUAGGGAAAAAUUGGAAAUUCGCAAAUAUAAUUCAUACGCGUUUUCAAAUAUCUUUAAUAGCAUCCAGUUCGCAAAGCAUUAUAUGUUAUGAUAAUCGUAAUCAUUUUCUCAAUUUACUUCGUACCGAUGGACAUUAUCAACAAAAUCUAAAAUGGAAAUAUGAACCAAUUGUUGAUCUCCAUUGGUGUUCAUUUAUGGAUCGAUUUAUUGCUGUCUGCCAUGAUUCGAUCUAUAGUAUUCAAGAUGAUCGAUCAAAAUUAUUUUCAAAGGAUGCAAUAAUUAUUAAUAAAGUUUUGAGUUUGGAAAAAUUUCAUUCUGCUCAAAUCGCCUGUAAUGAAAAUAAGAUUUUACUUUAUACAAUUUUUCAACAAAAAAGUGCAAUACAAAUCUACGAUAGACAAUUGAUUAAAGAAAAAACAUUUCAUAGUUCAAUCUACAAACAAUUACCGAUCAAUAGUAAUUCAUUCUGUUGUACAAAUACAUUAAUUGGUUUAACACACAAGGAUGAAAUCCUUAUAUCAUAUUUUCCGUAUAUAACCCCCAAGAAAGUUUCAUUACUUCUAUUCGAUAUUGAUACAUUUGAAUUAAGUUAUAGUAUUGAUUUAAAUAAUUGUUCAACUAUCUAUACAAUGAAAUGUCUUAAAAAGUAUAAUAUAUUCUUUGGUCUCAGCGAUGAAAAAAUUCUCUGGAUUAUUAAAAUUAACAAUGAUGAAACCAUACAAUUGACAAAGAAAACCUUAUAUACAGAUCAAACAAAGAUGUGCGUUAUUAACGAUCGAGAUUUAUUAUUAAUCAACGUUAAUACCAGUCAUGCUAUUCAAUUGGUUAAAUAUCGAAAUAUAAAACAAUAG
This is a messenger RNA of Rotaria socialis, 1410 nucleotides long. NCBI's taxonomy places the organism in Eukaryota, Metazoa, Rotifera, Eurotatoria, Philodinida, Philodinidae. The record is from the annotation of a GenBank genome assembly.